Messenger RNA from Sturnus vulgaris (Common starling), 987 nucleotides. NCBI's taxonomy places the organism in Eukaryota, Metazoa, Chordata, Aves, Passeriformes, Sturnidae. The record is from RefSeq and is a predicted model, not a curated record.
AUGCGCAGUGAAGACGCUGAUGUUGCAUUAACUGCGAACUUCCGUACGUUCCGUUCCCCGUUGCGCAUGCGCAGAACACACCACAGACGCCGCCAUGUUUGUCCCCGCUGCCGUACGUUGCCGUUUUUGCUGCGCAGGCGCAAGGCCGGGAAAGCCGCGGCAGCGCAUACCCCAUCAUGGCGGCGCCGCGGCCGCGUUUGGAGCCGCAGCCGCAGCUCCGCUUUUUGGUCCACGGUGCGAGAGAAAUCUCUGGGAGGCCUCGAGUGGAGCGAACGAUUCCGCCUCCGCCCGGACACUUUCGACGCUUUGGUGUCGCGAUUGAGGGCGGCCAUCGGGCGUCGCGACACCGCCAUGCGCCGGGCGGUGCCGGCCGAGGUGCGCUUGGCCCUCACGCUGUGGCGCCUCGGAGCCGUCACCGAGUACCGGGCGCUGGAAGCGACUUUCGGCGUUUCCCGGAGCUCGGUUUGUAAAAUCCUGCGCGACGUCUGCGGGGCCGUGGUUGGGAUUUUGGGAGCCGAGGAUGAUGAUGAUGAUGAGGAUGAUGAUGAUGAUGAUGAUGAGGAAGGGAUGAAGCUGCACCUGCCCAGGGAUCCCGACAGGGUGAGGAGGUUGGGAGGGGAUUGGGGGAAAGUUUUUGGGGGGAGUUGUUGGAGGAUUCCCGAAGGUUCGGGGUCGGGAUUCCCAAUCCCGGCGGAUUCCGGGGUGGAAUUGCAAAAUCGGAUGGAUUGCGGUGGAAAAAAUCCCAAAUUCCAGAAGAUUCGGGGUCGAAACUUCAAAUUCCAACAGAUUCCAGGAUGGAAUUACAAAAUCUGAUGGAUUCUGGUAGAAAAUCCCAAAUUCCAGAAAAUUCUGGGAUGAAAUCACAAAUCCUGGAGGAUUCCGAGCCAAAAUCCAAACUUUUGGGGCCCAAAUCCCAAAUCCAGGCGGAAAAUUCCGGAAGGAGCGGCAGGAAGAGGAAAAUCCCGGCGGGAAAUUCGCAAAUCCUGU